CAGCGCAUCCGUGGAUCGUCGACCACCUUCAGUUCGUCUUGCCAUACUUGCUCCCGACUUAACCCACAGCACGGACAAAACCUUGUGGCCGCACUCGCAGUCGGACAUGUGAUCUCUUGCAGCACCAUAACUUGUCUCCGUCAAAGUGUCCAUCAGAAACAGCAAUAAUGUCGGCAUCACUUGCACCCGAGUGCAACGAAGUCAAGGAACGCUACGAUACAUGCUUCCUCAAGUGGUACAGCGAGAAGUAUCUUCGUGGAAACGGCAACACAAAGGACAAUGAAUGCGACAGUCUGUUCAAAGACUAUCAGAAGUGUCUGACUGUUGCACUGAAGGAGAAGGGCAUAGACAAGCUGAUUGACGAGGCGCGGCAAGACAACAAAGAAAAUGAUGCCAUACAUAUGAAGCGGAAAUGAGAACGAAACCCGUAAGAUAAGCAGUACUUGGUGGCGUUAUAGGAAAUCCCAAUUCACAUACUUAGCGUACUCACUGCGGCCGGUUCUGGCGAUUCGUGAAUGCAUACACUAUUAUUGGGGAUACGGAGCAG
This is a messenger RNA of Microdochium trichocladiopsis, 547 nucleotides long. RefSeq names its product mitochondrial distribution/morphology family 35/apoptosis. The transcript is spliced from 4 exons. Bases 168 to 416 code for a protein of 82 amino acids. The record is from RefSeq and is a predicted model, not a curated record. Lineage: Eukaryota; Fungi; Ascomycota; Sordariomycetes; Xylariales; Microdochiaceae.